UGCAAACCCAACCCCCGAAGCCUCCGCCAUAACCUCUUCUCUCUCUCUCUCUGUGUCUCUCUCUGCCUCCUCUGUUUUGUUUUCCCUCGUGGGCUGUUGUGUUGGAAUUGGAACAUGGCAGAGCGUAAGUCCGUGGUCGAAGAUGCCCGGGGACCGUUGCCGACCGUGGAGGCCUUUGGCAGCAACGAACCGAGCAAGCCGAAGAAGAGGAACGGGUAUGCCAUUGCUAUCACCGUCCUUGCCUCCAUGACUUCCAUCUUAAUUGGCUAUGAUGGCGGUGUCAUGAGUGGGGCGGCGGACUUCAUCCAGAAAGACUUGAAGGUGAGCGACGUAGGGAUAGAGGUCCUCAACGGCAUGAUCAACAUCAUGUCGCUCCUCGGUGCCCCCAUGGCCGGUAGGACCUCUGACUAUGUGGGCCGCCGCUACACCAUAGUGAUUGCCGGUGCAAUCUUCUUAGUCGGCGCCUUCUUCAUGGCUUUCGCCACCAACUAUGCCUUCCUCAUGGCUGGCCGAGUUGUGGCGGGGAUCGGUACUGGGUACGCCCUCAUGAUCGCCCCUGUCUACUCUGCAGAAGUUGCCCCCGCUUCCGCCCGUGGCUUCCUCACCUCCUUCCCAGAGGUAUUCAUCAACAUCGGUGUGCUCCUCGGGUACAUAUCGAACUACGGCUUCUCGAAGCUCCCGUUGCACCUGGGAUGGCGAUGCAUGCUCGGGCUGGGGGCCAUCCCUUCAGUCAUCCUUGCCGCUGGCGUCAUGGCCAUGCCUGAAUCUCCCCGUUGGCUAGUCAUGCAGGGCCGCUUGGGUGAGGCCAGGAAGGUACUCUACAGGACUUCAGACUCGAACCAGGAGGCCGAGGAAAGGCUCGCUGACAUCAAAGAAGCCGCCGGGAUACCCCCAGAAAGCAAUGACGACGUCGUGAAGGUAGUGAAGAAGAAGAGCAGCGGGUCAGGCGUGUGGAGGGAGCUGCUCCUCCACCCGACUCCGGCUGUUCGCCACAUUUUGAUCGCAGGUGUCGGCAUCCAGUUCUUCCAGCAGGCAUCAGGGGUCGACACGGUGGUCCUGUACAGCCCACGUAUCUUUGCGAAGGCCGGGCUCACGUCAACCGACAAGAAGCUGCUUGCCACCGUGGCGGUCGGAUUUUCCAAGACCGUCUGCAUCUUGAUCUCAACCUUUUAUCUCGACAGACUCGGGAGGCGGCCGAUUCUCCUCGCCAGCGCGGGUGGCAUGGUCAUUUCAUUGAUGACCCUCGCUAGUGCGCUGGAGGUGGUGGACCACCACCCGGACGGGCAGGUGACGUGGGCCCUCGUUGUGUGCAUCGCUAUGGUACUGACCUUCGUGGGUUCAUUCUCGAUGGGGUUGGGCCCCAUCGCCUGGGUCUACAGCUCGGAGAUAUACCCGCUAAGGCUUCGAGCCCAGGGGGCAUCCAUCGGCGUGGCAGUGAACCGGUUACUAAGUGGCGUCAACUCUAUGACAUUCAUCUCUCUUUAUGAGGCCAUCACCAUCAGCGGUGCCUUCUACCUCUACGCAUCAAUAGCGGCAGCGUCUUGGGUGUUCUUCUACGUGCUGCUGCCCGAGACGCGUGGGCGGACCCUCGAGGAUAUGGAAGUCCUGUUCGGGAGCUACCACCGGUGGAGGUCGGUGGCCAAGAAGCUCCAGAACAACCAAAGAGAGGCUCCCAAUUCCAAUGUGCCCCGCAGUAACAACGACAAAAACAGUAGCUCCACGGGGCCACCGGAGAAGCGACCAGAGACCGCCUAACUUAUCUUAUUAGCCAUAGCAAACCUUGUGGGAGGGCCAAGGCAGGGCUAGGGGCAAGGCAGUGGGGGAACUAGCUAGCUUAGUUAAUUACGCCUUCUAGCCCUAUGCCUAGCCAAUAUAGUAACUGUUUCCGAUCGCUUUAAGUUGAGAGAUGUUAACAAGAUAUGCUUUGUUUUGAUCUCUCGCUUAAAGGAUUUCCAUGGUACCUACUUUUUUGAAAAUUCUCCAAGUAAUUUAGUUGUAAUUCAAGAUUACGUAGAAAAUUAGUAAA
Punica granatum (pomegranate) is the source of this 2026-nucleotide messenger RNA. NCBI's taxonomy places the organism in Eukaryota, Viridiplantae, Streptophyta, Magnoliopsida, Myrtales, Lythraceae. The record is from RefSeq and is a predicted model, not a curated record.